UUAAAUUAAUUUGCAAAACUAAAUAACAAAUUUCAUCUAAAAGUGAAACAAAGAAUCCAAAAUGAGUACCCAUUUGUCAGGAGGCAGAUUAAAUGUGGCUUUCUUACACGAAACUAUGAGAAAGGAAUUGUUGAAUCUUCUACAACUAUGUGAUGGUCCGAAAGUGACUAUCUGGGACGAAUGGCUGGCUGGGCCUGUGGGCUUGGUUGCUCAAUACUCGCUUUUGAAAGAGCAUGAGGUAGUGGACAUGUUUCCACUGCGACCAGGGAGCCUCCCCCUCACUGCAGUGAAACACAUCAUUUUCAUUGCCCGACCAAAGCUAAACUUGAUGGAUUUAGUUGCAGAUUACAUACAAUCGUUAAGAUCUAAACAGAGCACUCCAAUAGAAUUCCAUUUAUUCUUUGUGCCCAGAAGGAGUGAACUUUGUGAGAAGCAUUUAAAGAACCGGAAUGUGUUUACAAAUUUAUCAAUUGAAGAAUUCAAGUGUGAUAUAUUCCCCUUUGAUAGUGAUGUUAUGUCAUUGGAACUACAAAAUGAUUUUAGGGAAAAUUAUCUGGAAGGUGACCCCACUUGUCUUUACAAUGCAGCACAAGCUCUCCGCACCAUACAACAGCUGUAUGGAAUUAUACCAAGAGUUUACGGCAAGGGCUUUGCUGCUAAACAAGUGUGGGAUUUACUAUGUCGCCUGAACAAGGAGGACCAAGGCUUAGGUCAUAAGGGCUCCACCACAACAUGUAUAGACCAGCUGCUGCUACUGGACAGAGCCAUAGACUUCACAAGCAUCAUGACCACACAGCUCACAUAUGAAGGCCUUAUUGACGAGAUCUACGGCAUCAAGAGCUGCACGGCGAUAUUCCCGGGGCACAAGUUCGCGGCGCCCGACGACGCCAGCCCCGACGUCGCCACAGAGAAGAAACGCAUCGUGCUCAACUCCAGCGAGGAGCUGUUUAGUGAGCUGAGGGAUAGCAGCUUCACUAUGGUGGGCGCGGCGCUGUCAAAGAAGGCACGCGUGAUCAAGACGCAGCUGGACGAGCGGCACAAGGACAAGUCGGUGCAGGAGAUCAAGCAGUUCGUGUCGCGCCUCCCCCAGCUGCUGGCGGACAAGGCCUCGCUCGCUCAGCACACCACCAUCGCCGAGUAUAUCAAGGAGACUACAGAUUCUUUUGAAUUUCACGAUACCAUACAAUGUGAAGAAGACUUUUUGAACUGUAUCGAAAACGAGAAAAUUUGCAACUACAUUGAGGACCUGAUCGCACAGAAAGCACCCCUAACUAAGGUGCUGCGUCUCAUCUGCCUGCAGUGUGCGACGGGGUCGGGGCUUCGCCCUCGAACGUGGGAACACUACAGACGAGAACUGACCCAAGUAUACGGCCUGCGCGCCUGGCUAACACUCGCCAACCUCGAGAAAUGCGGCCUGCUGAGAGCUCAGACCGGUGCUAGACAAUACGCUGUGCUAAGAAAGGCCCUUCACCUGACGAUGGACGAGUCCGAGUUAGAUGAAAACGAAAGAUGUUAUUUGUCAAGCAAAUAUGUGCCACUGACAGUGCGGCUGUGUGAACAUAUUUCUAAUAACAAAGGAUGGGCAGGUAUCACAGAUAUGCUGGGUCUGUUACCGGGACCAACGGUAGAGGAACUCCAAACGCUCCAGCCGCGGAUGCCUCGUCGCAAUUCGAUAUCAAGUGAAAACUCCUCCUCCAUAGAAAGCCCAAGAGUCAUCCUAGUUUUCUUCAUCGGCGGCUGCAGUUACCACGAGAUAUCAGCCCUCAGGAAUAUAAGCACGCAGGAAGAUUCUAAUGUGGAGUUUGUUAUUCUAACAACUAAAAUGAUCAAUGGUAACACGUUCUUAGAAACGCUGAUGGAAACCGAAUAAUGUUGUUAUGGUGUCAUCUUCAAUUGAUUUGUAUGUCAGACCAAAAUUAAGUGGGUAAAGGCAGCAUUUUGUUGCAACACACGACUAAAGUACGCCUCGCCGCGUAAUUAUGGUGUCACAAUGUCACAUACAUGCAUGCAACCAAAUUAUGCUGUGGCUCAGACGCAUGCAUAAAGUAUUUUACCAGCUGCAGUUAUUUUUUACUCUCAUAUUUAAUAUAAUAUAUUAUGUUUCAUAUUAAUAACGUAUUCAUACUAAUAUAAGAACUGACUGAAAAAGACAUCCAGAGCAAAAACUGUAAUUUAAGUAAUUAUAAUUUAUUUUAU
Molecule: messenger RNA, 2196 nt
Organism: Aricia agestis (brown argus)
Lineage: Eukaryota; Metazoa; Arthropoda; Insecta; Lepidoptera; Lycaenidae
Gene: car
Product: vacuolar protein sorting-associated protein 33A
Exons: 11
Coding region: 62-1870 (602 amino acids)
Biological process (GO): vesicle-mediated transport; intracellular protein transport
Cellular component (GO): lysosome; CORVET complex
Source: RefSeq, a predicted model, not a curated record